This is a messenger RNA of Thamnophis elegans (Western terrestrial garter snake), 5184 nucleotides long. RefSeq names its product Sad1 and UNC84 domain containing 1 (gene SUN1). The transcript is spliced from 23 exons. Gene Ontology annotation, molecular function: protein-membrane adaptor activity. Lineage: Eukaryota; Metazoa; Chordata; Lepidosauria; Squamata; Natricidae. Gene Ontology annotation, biological process: nuclear envelope organization. The coding region runs from base 1673 to 4405 and encodes 910 amino acids. The record is from RefSeq and is a predicted model, not a curated record. Gene Ontology annotation, cellular component: meiotic nuclear membrane microtubule tethering complex; nuclear envelope.
GGUGCUUUUUUAAAAAAGAAAACCAACCUAGUUUGAUGCAUAAAACAAUUGACAAUUGUGUCAAUCACACUGGCUUGCAGGCAUCCUAUCUCAGAAAGUCUUUUAUCUAUCGUGUGUAUCAGUUAUUCAGAGUUGUUUAUAAGAGCCAGGUGCUGUUGCUUAGCAUCGUGAGCAGAAUUGCAGCUCUUAAGUUUGGAAUUUAUAUGUAUGUAUGUAUAUAUAUAUAUAUAUAUAUAUAUAUAUUAAAAGAUAUUUUAUGUGUUGGAAGGUGUUUUGUCAUUGGAUAGUCACUCCUGGGAAUAAUGCAGAUCGAGCUUGCUAUGUGCUAGAUUUGAGUCCAUUCACGUGUGAUUUUAUUUUAUUUAUUUAUUUAUUUAUUUAUUUAUUUAUUUAUUUAUUUGGGAUGGUUGUGUUCAUGCUUUCAACUGAUUGUUCUGCCUUGCGUUCAACUCUUGUUGUUCAGCCUGUUGCCAAUUAGUAACAUUUCACACAGCAAUGUGUGGAACAGACUGCGAAAUGUUAGAUAUCCCUUGUAUUGUAAGAGCAAUGGAGGCAUCUGCCUGGGGAAGUCAGUUGUCGAGGCUAAAUAAAUGGGUUGAAUAAAUAAAUAGAAUUCAGAAAUUAAUUAGGUUGUCAGGUACACCCUUAAAAUAGCAGCCAGGUUCAAAAUUGCAGGCUGCUUGUUACUGCUUGGAUCAACUCGGUUUUAAUGUGCAGCACAAUUUGCUUACACUUGAGGAUUGCCGUGGGAUGCAUGCUUGACAUACCACACUUUGAAAACAGCCACAGUUUUUCUGAGAAUACCUAAAUUUUAAAACCAGUGGUGCACUCUAAACUUUGUUCAGUGCAGUAAGUUGUUAUUUCCUUCACUUUCCAAGUGGAAUUGCGCUUCAUUGCUUUUUCUUCUCUUCUGUAUUACUGCAGCAAGCAGGGUCACAAUAAUUAAGUUGAGAAGCCCUGAUGUGCAGUAUUAGGUAUUCCCAUAAAACAGAUGUUAGCCGUGCAGUGCAAGGAAAGCAGUUUGUUUUUUUUAGUUCAGCAUUGUGGUAAUGCAUACAACUGUGUUGUUUCACGGGUUUUACCCCAGCCCCUGCAGUGAAACACAAAAGGAAAAAGGAUGUCCAUGGUUCUGAACUUAACAGAUGUGUAAGAGCUCUGAAAUGAAGCCCAUGAGCUUUGUUGACAGCUUUGCACCACUUGGAUAUAUUUUAAAGACGGCAUUCACAAAUUCCACUUGUGCUUUUGAUCACUUUUCCCCCCAAUAACACAGACCUAGAGAGUAAAACUAGGAGUAGAAAAAAAAAUCAUAUAAAACUCCCCCCCCCUUUUUUUUUUUAAAGUUGGCUUAUUGAGCCUAGGGCCAUGUGUGAACCAACCAUUCUGGUUUGAAAAGCGUCAUUUAGUCCCCCAAAGCUGACCUACUGCAUUACCUGCAUAUUAUCCAGAAAAGAAAUUGAUAUUCUUUGCCAGAGUGAGCUCUAUCAAACGUUGGUCCUUGGGGCAUUUCUCCCUUGAAGAUUUGAGCAAACGUGAGCUUGAUGGCCUGUGACCAAAAGGGAAGCAACUUAUUGUCCAAAGCAGUGGUCUUCAACCUUGGCAACUUUAAGACCUGUGGACUUCAACUCCCAGAGUUCCUCAGCCAGGACAAGAAGCAUGAUUUGAACUAGCCACCAUGGAUUAUUCACGGCUUCACACGUAUAACCCUCCCCAGUGCCUGCCAGAGAACACUGGCUAUACUUAUGCCCUCAGCUCAAGUUACUCGUUGACUGCCUUAGAGUUUGAGACCACGCACAAGUUGGACCCCGUCUUCGAUUCGCCAAGAAUGUCGAGGCGCAGCUUACGUUUGUCUACAGCGGGAUAUGGGGGCGCUAAAGACGAGGGUCUCUUCGGAAGCGGCAGCAGCUACGCUGGGAAAAAGAUGUUUGCAGAUCAGUCACCCCAGAUGACCAGAAAGCAUAAAACUACAGUGACACAGUCCAGUUCAGUAAGAACCACUUCAAGGAGAAAAAUGCCGGGCUCUGCUGCUUUUAGCCACAGUAGUUUCAGCAGCCGCACAACUGAUGGGUCUUACAUCUCAACCUUGCUGGAUGAGUCUUCAAUAAAGGAACAGACGGCUGUUGACCAUUUCUGGGGUCUCGAUGACGAUGGGGACCUCAAAGGUGGGGAUACGACUUCCAUCCAGGCCAAUGGCGAUAUCGCAACAAUGGAGAACCAGACUGAACUCAGCAACGGAUACACCUGCAAUGAUUGCAGCAUGCUUUCCGAACGGAAGGAAGCUCUUACAGCCUACUCAUCCUCCUCCAUGCCAACCUCAAGAGUUUAUUCUAGGGAUAGAAGCCAAAAAUACAAAUCCAGGGGUCUCCUUUACUACCGCAGCAAGGUCCUGCGAGCAGCCAAGCACGCCUCAACAUCUUUCACAUCCCUCAUAGUGCAGCUGUUUCAGAUGAUCUUGCUCAAACUGGGCUAUGACUGUAAAGCUCACUCAAAUUACUGUGGAAGCAUGAAUGUAAAAGAAUUUCUCAGGGAUAAAAGCCACUUGGGUAUGAACGGAGAAUCCAUGUGUGAUGACUGUAAGGGGAAGAAACACCUUGAAACAUACACAGCAGCCCACUUGCAAUCCUCACGGUCCAAAAGGAUAGCAAGAAGCAUGUGGCACAUCUUUUCUUACCCAGGUUACUUCUUCCUCCACAUGUUGCAAAGAACGAGAACGGCAGGAUGGCUUGUGACCCGGAAGAUUUUGUCUCUCCUUUGGCUGGCUGUUGUGGCCCCAGGGAAAGCGGCCACAGGGGCCUUCUGGUGGCUCGGCACUGGAUGGUAUCAGCUCGUGACCCUAAUUUCUCUGCUGAAUGUUUUUCUCCUUACAAGAUGUCUUCCAAAGAUGUUCAGGUUGCUGCUGUUCUUUCUCCCCCUACUUUUACUGCUUGGUUUAUGGUGCUGGGGUUCCGAAGAUUUCCUCUCCUUGUUACCAGCUUUGAAUUGGACAAGCUUACUCAGAACGGCCAGGUGGGAAGACUCCGUAAAGAGUGUUGCAUCUGAACCUCAUUCAGGCCCCGCUGGUCAGUUUCCAGAGGUGACUAUGAAGUUCUUUGAUGCAGAUCGUGUAAGUGAGCUGGAGAAACAAAUGGCCCACUUAUCUGAGAGGUGGCGUCACCAGGAUGAAGAAUACAAUAAAAUGCUACUUCUGGUCCAAAGCUUUCAGGAACAAGUCACCCAAAUGAACGACCGAAGUGAAAUGUUGGCGCUCGUCAAAAACAUUGUGAGCCAACAUCUUACAAAGGCCAAAUCGGAGGGAACGGGGCACUCCGAGCAAUUUUUGACUUUGCAUCAAGAGCACGAAUGGCGCCUUGCAACUUUAGAAAGUCUUCUGGCAAAACUCUCAGAAAAAUCAGAGGGUCUCCAGAAAGAAUUUGAAUUAACCAAAGCAAAAACAAUGAGUGACAUGGAUGAGCACAGCCAGAGCCUUUUGUCCAAGAUGAAGCACCUAGAAAUUGAACUGGCGCGUCUGAAGACAGAGUUGCUGAGUUUACAGGAUGUGAAAAGCUGCUGCAACACGAUAGACGCCCUUCACCAAAAGGUUGAUGCCCAGAUUAAAGAAUCGAUCAGGGUUAUGUUUUCGGGCGAUCUGAAAGGAGAUUUUUCGGAAUCCUUGCUUCAGUGGCUAACUUCCAGAUUUGUGACCAAAACAGACGUACAGGUUUUGUUGCGAGAUCUGGAGAUGCAAAUCCUCAGGAACAUCACUCUCCAGAGGUCGAUCACAAAUUCCAAAGUGACCACAGAGAUAGUGACAAAUGCCGUCAACGAAGCUGGGAUUGUAGGCAUCACGGAAGCGCAAGCACAGGUCAUUGUUAACAACGCCUUGAGGCUCUACUCUCAAGACAAAACCGGCAUCGUGGAUUUUGCUUUGGAAUCUGGAGGUGGUAGCAUUUUGAGCACUCGCUGUUCAGAGACCUACGAAACCAAAACGGCCCUGCUUAGCCUCUUUGGGAUUCCCUUGUGGUAUUUCUCCCAAUCGCCCCGCGUAGUGAUCCAGCCUGACAUGUAUCCUGGAAACUGCUGGGCUUUCAAAGGAUCACAGGGCUACCUGGUGAUCAGGCUUUCGAUGAUGAUCUAUCCAACCUCUUUCUGCCUGGAACACAUCCCGAAAUCUCUUUCACCCACAGGCAAUAUUACCAGCGCCCCAAAGGAUUUCUUAGUAUACGGCCUUGAAAAUGAAUAUCAAGAAGAGGGAAUACUUCUGGGCCAGUAUACAUAUGAUCAGGAUGGAGAACCAUUACAGAUGUUUCCAGUCUCGGAGACAACUGAAAAAGCAUUCCAAAUAGUGGAACUAAGGAUAUUUUCCAACUGGGGUCACACAGAAUAUACGUGUCUCUAUCGCUUCAGAGUGCACGGGCAAACUGCUGAAUGAACACUACGCUUAUUUUCCUACUCUGGUUAUACACCAUUUCUGUUUUUAAGUUUAUAAAUGGAAAUUUUGAACACUGGAAUCUUUAAAAGAUGGAAGAUAUGUGAUGUCCGACAGGUUGUGUUACUCUUUCCUGGCUAAACGUAGAAGGUUGCCAACAAAAUUAUAUCCCAAACCUAAUGGUUAUUUGCUCAAGAUGCUCAGCUUGUAACUGCCAGACAGCUUCAUGUUUUUAAUAUGUUCUUUCUGAAGGGGGGGGAAAAACCCUGCAUGCCAAUUGCUCUCGUUCCUAAGCCCAAUUAGCAAAUCACUAACCCCUCUUUUAAUAAGUCAGGAGAUAAACCUUUUUAAUUUUUCCUUUUCACCAUUAGGAAUUUGUUUGUUUUUUUUUAAUAUUGGGACUCUCCUCUGCACUUGGAUAUGAUUAGCAUGUUCUGUUGUUUAUGCAGUUCCCAAUCAGAUGAAGGUUUGUUUGCAAUUCCAGCCCAAGCCUUGAAACUAAGGCUUGUUACCACUGUUCGGAGUUUUGCUUGACGAAACUGCUUAGCAGCUCAUCCUUGAAGCUACUUCAUCAGUUGUAGUCAUGCAACAUUUAAUUUGUACGUUGAAGAUUCUGAUUUCAACCGAAGUUUGCUUUGAUAUUUAUCUUCCAGGUUUAGAACGUUUUUCCUUAAAUAUAUAUUAGUAAACAAAAAAAAAAUACCCUAACCCUAACAUCCAAAUGAAUAUCAGUAGUGAUUGUUGAACACAGAAAGGGCUUGAGUCUAACUUGAUGGGUUCUA